[Torrubiella] hemipterigena is the source of this 2559-nucleotide messenger RNA. NCBI's taxonomy places the organism in Eukaryota, Fungi, Ascomycota, Sordariomycetes, Hypocreales, Clavicipitaceae. The record is from the annotation of a GenBank genome assembly.
CAGCACGGCUUCAGCGGCAAAGAGGCGCACUUUUUUUUCUCACAGCAGCCCCGCCAGCUGCCCGCACUUCUCUCUGGCAACCAAAGAGACCCUUUCACAGGCCGUCCUGUUUUUUCUUUUCCUUCCCCCCUCUUCUCACUUCUUACAUUCUCUUCUUCACCUUUUGUCCUCCCCUCCGCCCUCCCAACUUUUCACCUUCUCGCUGGCAGCUUGCAUAUUUUUUGGUUUUCUCUUCCAAAAGCUUGCCACUUGAUUUUCCCGGAACCGAAUACGCCGUCAAAUCGAUUCCACCGGAUUCUCUAGCAAUCAGCACCCCUCAUUUUAUAGUCAGAGCUACGCGUCUAUCAACCGCCCAACAUGUCUGAGCGAUACAUCCCCGAGCAUCGCCGCACCCAGUUCAAGGCCAAGAACACCUUCAAGCCCGAUGAGCUUCGUCGCCGCCGCGAGGAGCAGCAGGUCGAAAUCCGAAAGGCCAAGCGCGAGGAGAACUUGGCCAAGCGCCGUGGUCUGGCCACUGGAGCUGACCGCCCUGGAGCUUCCCUUGGUGCCGCCCCCGACAGCGACGAUGAGUCCACUCCCACAGAGUCCCAGCUCAGCGAGGACCUCCCCCAGAUGGUCCAGGGUGUCUUCUCCGACCAGAUUGAGGAGCAGAUCCAGUCCACAACCAAGUUCCGCAAGCUUCUCUCCAAGGAGCGCAACCCCCCGAUCGAAGAAGUCAUCAAGACUGGUGUCGUCAGCCGUUUCGUCGAAUUCCUCCGAUCCCCUCACACCCUUGUCCAGUUUGAGGCUGCUUGGGCCCUGACCAACAUUGCCUCUGGCUCUGCCACCCAGACUCAGGUCGUCAUUGAGGCCGGUGCCGUCCCCAUCUUCGUCGAGCUCCUCGCCAGCCCCGAGCCCGAUGUCCGCGAGCAGGCCGUCUGGGCCCUCGGUAACAUUGCCGGUGACAGCCCUCACUGCCGUGACUACGUCCUGAGCUGCGGUGCCCUCAAGCCCCUCCUCGACCUCCUCGGCGACAGCCGCAAGCUCUCCAUGCUCCGCAACGCCACAUGGACUCUUAGCAACUUCUGCCGUGGCAAGACCCCUCAGCCUGACUGGACCACCAUUGCCCCCGCCCUCCCCGUUCUCUCCAAGCUCGUCUACUCUCUAGAUGACGAAGUCUUGAUUGACGCCUGCUGGGCCAUUUCUUACCUCUCAGACGGUACCAACGAGAAGAUCCAGGCUGUUAUUGAGGCCGGUAUCCCCCGCAGACUUGUCGAGCUCCUCCUCCACUCCUCGACCUCUGUUCAGACACCCGCCCUCCGAUCCGUUGGUAACAUUGUUACUGGUGACGACCUCCAGACUCAGGUCAUCAUUAACUGCAGUGCCCUCUCCUGCCUGUUGUCUCUUUUGAGCUCCACCAAGGAUGGCAUCCGCAAGGAGGCCUGCUGGACCAUCUCCAACAUUACCGCCGGUAACUCUUCUCAGAUCCAGGCCGUCAUUGACGCCAACAUCAUUCCUCCUUUGAUCCACCUUCUCCAGAACGGUGAUCUCAAGACCCGUAAGGAGGCCUGCUGGGCCAUCAGCAACGCUACCAGCGGUGGUCUCCAGAAGCCUGAGCAGAUCCGCUACCUCGUCACCCAGGGUUGCAUCAAGCCCCUCUGCGACCUCCUUGUCUGCCCUGACAACAAGAUCAUCCAGGUCGCUCUUGACGGUCUUGAGAACAUUCUCAAGAUUGGUGACCUCGACAAGCAGGCUGCCGGCGAGGGUGCUGAGCCUCUCAACCAGUUCGCCCUCUUUAUUGAAGAGUGCGGUGGCAUGGAGAAGAUUCACGACUGCCAGAACAACGCCAACGAGGAUAUCUACAUGAAGGCUUACAACAUCAUCGAGAAGUACUUCUCUGAUGAAGAGGAGGCUGCCGAGGAUGCCACUGCCCCUGCUGCCGGUCCUAACGGCACCUUUGGCUUUGGCACCAACGCCCCGGCCCAGUCUGGCGGAUUCAACUUCGCUAACGGUGGUGACUCCAUGGACAUGUAAGAGGGCAGCGCAACUGUUUGUUGCCGUGCUUGCUCUGAUUGUUCCGAGCAACCCCCUCUCCUCUCCCCCCAUCCCUCCACAAAACUCGCCAAAUUUGCUUCGCCUCCGUCAACAAGCCACGACACACAACACACCCUCCCUCUCUCACCAAAUACCUCGACACAACCAUUUAUCAUUUCACGGAGUUUCUGAUUCCCUAAAUACACAAUGCGGCACCAUCCCCUCGGACACUACACAAAAAUUUACCACACCCGGACAUUAUUCACAGCACUAGCAUAUUCCCCCCCUUUUGGCCGUUCUCAGUGAGUCGGCAAUUCUGUUUUCUACAGUUUUGAUGUUUUUUCCUUCCUGUUACAUUCAGUGACCAAAACACUGUCUUUUAAUUGAUUUUUGGAGCAUGUGGGAAGGAAAAUGAAGUGUAACAGGAUAUAGAGGCCCUUUGAGAGCUUGAAAGCUCCAGCCUAAGCGAUGAUUUUAUGACAUUACACACCACGGAGGCGGUUUCCUCAUUCCCCGAUCGACCCCUAUAAUCAAAAAAGUUUCCCC